Molecule: messenger RNA, 603 nt
Organism: Acanthosepion pharaonis
Lineage: Eukaryota; Metazoa; Mollusca; Cephalopoda; Sepiida; Sepiidae
Source: the annotation of a GenBank genome assembly
AUGGCGUCAUCGCGUGUCCCUGUUCAUCCGAGUCAAGAAACUGAUGACCAACAGAAACUCCGUUUUCAAGUUGAACUUGAAUUUGUGCAAUGUUUGGCCAACCCAAAUUAUUUAAAUUUUUUGGCACAGAGAAAUUAUUUCAAAGAUCAGUCAUUUGUAAAUUACCUGAAAUACCUGCAGUAUUGGAAAGAGGCCAAAUAUGCUAAGUACCUCAAAUAUCCGCAGUGCCUACACUUCCUUGAAUUGCUGCAGUAUGAACAUUUCCGUAAGGAAUUGGUAAACUUACAAUGUGCCAAAUUUAUUGAAGACCAACAACUGUUGCAUUGGCAGCACUAUCAACGCAAACGCAUGGCUCUUUUGCAAGCACAGGCUGACCUUGCCACAUCACAACAGCAACAGCAGCAACAACAGACUGGUGCUGGUGGCACAGUUGGGCUAGGUGGUACUGGGGGUCAGUCAGGUGCUGGGGCAGUAGGACCUGGGUGUCCUGUCAGCUCUCAGCCACCACAAACAGGUACUGUGCAAACGCCAACCCAACCCUCCCUCAACACACAGUCAAGUUCCUUGCAACAAGUACAGCAAGUUAUAAAGAAGGAAAUGUGA